Messenger RNA from Aspergillus eucalypticola CBS 122712, 581 nucleotides. RefSeq lists its product as uncharacterized. The transcript has a single exon. The record is from RefSeq and is a predicted model, not a curated record. Lineage: Eukaryota; Fungi; Ascomycota; Eurotiomycetes; Eurotiales; Aspergillaceae. The coding region runs from base 77 to 313 and encodes 78 amino acids.
AACAGCUCCUGGUAUCUAGUCGAUAUCGCUGGUGCAUGCACGCUAUUGGUGUCAGGCGGCUAUCUACCAUAAAUGCAUGGCAGUAAGGUUUCAUUGCAGCGUUUACUUAGAUCUGCACGAUUCUGUCGGAUCAAGCGUGGACUACAUGAUCGUGAAAUUCACCUUGUCUUCAAAUACCUCAAGGUCUGCCAAGACAGAGUCCAGUUCUCUGUAUCCUAAACGCUCCGAUGUGUCACCAGCGGAGAUAAGCUCUCAAUUAGCUUCGAGCUAUACUUUCCGCGGUAGCACAGUGAAGGGAUAUGUGCACUUGUAAGGAGGAGUCGGAGAUAAGACCAUGAGUGAGGUUCUAGGCGCAAUGGUAAUAGAAUGUGGCACAAUAGCUGUCAGGCGCCUACCCCAGAUUAGCUUAGACGAUGGUAAAGGUGAAGUGCCAUGCAAGGGUACAGGACACAUCCUAUAGAGUCCAUUCUUGAGUGUGUAUGAUGCGAGGAUCAUCCCUGGCCAGCUGAUAAUUAGCGCCAUCCAGGCUCCGCAUUAUGAACCCGACAGACUGCAGACAUCGGACAAUACCUGGAUGCUUG